GUUUUCAUCAUUCAAACCCUGGUUGCCUGCUCAUCUCUCCUCACGAGCAAAAGAUGGCUAUCUCGGAUUUGUUGAAUCGUCGCGUGCGAGCCGUAGCUGAGGAUGACGAGGAGGUCUAUUCGGACCAAUCUGGAUCGGACGAGGCGAGCGACAAUAUACGGUCAGACGAGUCGGGAUCGGAAGAUGCCAGUGAUCUAGACGACGACGAUGAUGAUAUGCCCAAGAAUGACGAUGAUGAUAUAGAUGGCGAUGAGGAGGACGACCAAGACAGCCAAGACGACGACGAUGACGCCCCUCAGGAUGAUGUACAGGCUUCACUAAGCAGCAUCUCGUUCGGCGCACUAGCCAAGGCGCAAGCAUCCCUAGGACCCAAAGCGAAGCGGUCAUCCAAAAUUACCAAAGCAGCAGAAGAUCCCGCAGCCCCAUCCCCCUUGGACGAUAUUAGAGCCCGGAUUCAGGAGGCACGCGAACAGAAACGACAGGGGCUGUCGAAAUCCAAGGACUCGGAAAGGGCCUCUCGUUCCUCCAAACAUGCCCCGGCUGUACAAUCCUCCAAGUAUGCUGUCUCUCGCAAGCGGACUGUCAUCGAACCUCCGAGUGCGCCCAAAUCGCGAGAUCCACGAUUUGACCCGACUGUCCUGAGCCAUGGCGGUCGAAAGAACCCGCAGGGAUCGAGCAAUGCGUACGCCUUCCUGGAUGAGUAUCGCGCGGAUGAACUCAGGGAGUUAAAGGACAAAUACGCCAAGACGAAGAAUCCAGAACAGAAAGAAGCUCUGAAAGGUGCCAUUCGGUCGGCUCAAGACCGCCUUCGUACGAUGGAGAACAGAAAACGGGAGAGGGAGGUCUUAGCGGAUCAUAAGAAACGGGAGAAGCAACUCAUCCGCGAAGGCAAGAAGAGUAACCCGUACUAUAUGAAGAAGUCGGAUCUCAAGAAGCAGGUGUUGCUCAAGAAGUACGAGGGUAUGAAUUCCAAGGACCGCACAAAGGCACUCGAGAGGAAACGAAAGAAGACCGCAGCCAAGGAACGGAAAGAAAUGCCAAUGGAGCGCAGAACCUUGAGCAACGACGAUGCACCACCAGGCGGCGGUGGAGGCGGCGGCUGGAAACGUCGUCGAGUGGGCUGAAUGCUGUGACUGCAUUGUCAGGCCUUGGUGAGUUGAUCAUGUUAUUGUAUAUAUAGUAUGCGCCUUCACUGGCGUCUGGGCUCUUCUUACGCAAUUCCCUGGGAUCCAACCUUUACGAUGACAGGCCAAGAGUUGGUUGACAAACACGGUAUUACCUAUCAUUAUCCAGAUCCGACCCAACCCUUCCAAGGCGUAGGUGCGCCUAAUCCACAGUAAAAAUGAAGAAAUGAUUAUCAAUGCCAAGUGGCGAAGAAAAAAAACCAAAGAGUCAUCCAAUAACAAUUGUUAUACCAAGAUAAACAGAAG
Aspergillus sclerotioniger CBS 115572 is the source of this 1430-nucleotide messenger RNA. It is a transcript of the gene rrp36, whose product is annotated as putative pre-rRNA processing protein. The record is from RefSeq and is a predicted model, not a curated record. Bases 54 to 1124 code for a protein of 356 amino acids. NCBI's taxonomy places the organism in Eukaryota, Fungi, Ascomycota, Eurotiomycetes, Eurotiales, Aspergillaceae. Gene Ontology annotation, biological process: maturation of SSU-rRNA from tricistronic rRNA transcript (SSU-rRNA, 5.8S rRNA, LSU-rRNA). Gene Ontology annotation, cellular component: 90S preribosome; nucleolus. The transcript is spliced from 2 exons.